Molecule: messenger RNA, 11193 nt
Organism: Spirometra erinaceieuropaei
Lineage: Eukaryota; Metazoa; Platyhelminthes; Cestoda; Diphyllobothriidea; Diphyllobothriidae
Source: the annotation of a GenBank genome assembly
AUGUUGGGAAUCGGUCGUAGUGCCGCUCACGGACGUUCCUCGGUGUCCUCAAUGCCGGGGCCGACGGCUGACGGAGACUUGCCCCAGAAUAAGUGAGAUUUCAGCCUUACAUUAAAGCCCCACACCCCCUCUCUCCUUGAGUCAACCUUCCCCUAACCUUAUCCCCCCUCCCAUCUUGUUUAGGUUCCUUCAGCGGGUGGAGUUCUGUUCCGCCUCCCUGAACGCCCUGCUGGCCGAACUGGCCCCCGAUCCCUGGCCGGUGCCGCAGGGCAAACGAGCCCUGCGCUCCUGUGGUGCAGCCCUGAGCAUCGCCAUUGGCCUCCUUGAGUCCACCUUCCCCAACGUGGGAGCACGCAUUCUCACCUUCCUGGGUGGACCCUGCAGCCAGGGCCCUGGCGCGGUGGUGGACGAUAAUUUGAAGAAUAUCAUCCGGUCACACCAUGACAUUGAGAAGGACAACUGCCCCUACAUGCGGAAGGCCAUCAAGGUGAGUGCGCACCACCCCCCCGCCCCCCAAAGUCGGGUUUCCUCCGCCGCUGUGUGCGGUUUUCCUGGCCUCACAACCGUUUGAGGCACGGCCUCGUCCGCACUUUCUGGAGGAGGCAGAGUACAGCAGACAAGUUUGGAAGUCGGGUUUUGAUAAACGGCGAAGAGAUCUGACUGGUGGUAGUAGGCAGUACUUUUCGUCGACCUAGGUUUUUACAACUGUUAUAACCAAGGAGUUCGCGGCUCAGCUGGUAGAGCUUUGGGCAUAGUGAUGCUCGAUGACCAGAAGACGCGAAAUCGAGGCUGGCUGAAGCCGGUUAAUUAGCCAGAAAUGGGCCUCCCAGUCUCUCUCGUCUCUGUCAAUAAUCUUUUGCUUAAGUUAUUCCUCGCCGUGCGACUGCCUGCAGGGCUCUAGUAUGAGUCCCAGGGCACAACGGAUCGGUGAGCGACCACUGUCAUAGGAGACACCAUAAGCGACGGACGUUAGGCCGAUACCUAGCAGCCUUUUUACUCUGUUCUGUGCUUUUUCAAGUAUUUUUCAAGUUUCCCAUUCAUCGAAUAACCCUCUCGCCCAUUGUCAGCACUACGAAAGUCUGGCCAAUCGCGCUGCGCAGAAUUCGCACGUUGUUGAUCUCUUCAGCUGCCAUUUGGACCAAACUGGCCUGCACGAGAUGCGAUACCUCGCCAACUACACAGGCGGACACAUUGUCAUGUGCGACAGCUUCGCAUCUACUCUCUUUCAACAAAACUUCCAGCGCUACCUUCUGAAGGAUGCAGAGGGCAACUUUAAGAUGGGCUUCGCCGCCCAGAUGGAGGUCAAGGUAAACUCGCGGUUUGCUUGGCGGCCAAAUUUAAUUGGUGACAAUACGAUCUACUUUUGCAUAUGAGUAACCAUGUUAUCUUCGAUUAAAAAUGUAGACGUCGCGAGAUCUGAAGGUGUCAGGCUGCAUCGGCUCCUGCUUCUCAGCCAAUGUGAAAACGGGCUGCACAAGUGACAACGAGGUGGGUAUCGGCCACACGUCAGUUUGGCGUCUGAAUGGCCUCACGCCGGCCUCCACCUUCGGUAUCUUCUUCGACGUCACUAACCAGCAUCAGGCUCCGCUGCCACCGGGUGGUCGCGGCUACGUGCAAAUCGUCACCCAGUACCAGCACGCCAGCGGACAGCGCCGCGUGCGUGCGACCACGGCCUGUCGCAAUUGGAUCGACGCUGCGUCCCAACAGGCACACCUUGUGGCCGGUUUUGACCAGGAAGCGGCCGCUGUUCUAAUGGCUCGUAUGGCUAUGUUCAAAGCCGAGACGGCUGACGGACGCGACGUGCUCAGGUUCGUAUCCAUCUCGAUGAGGCAUUUUCGCCCAAACUCGCAAACAUGUCAGUGCUUCAAAAGUUAGGAACACUAUAUCGAACUAAUUUUACGCCCUGUGACCUGAUGGUUUUCUGCUAACUCUCCCACCCCUCAGUGGAAACCCCGCUCAACACGAUGUAUGAAUUUUUGCUGCAUUUUGUUCUAUAUUUCGCUGUCUUCUAGUGAAUUCGAGUGAAUUUUUAAUUUCAGACAUGUUCCUGGAUUUCAUUAGGUGUUUUGUGGGUAGCUGAGUGCGUUAUGUACCGAUAGAGACCAGUGAACUUGAAGUGUCAGCUGAAGUCACGCAGUAUUCGUCUGAGAAAAUUGGCCCAUGCCCCACCAGAAGGCUUCCCUCCCCCAUAUACAAAAUAAGAUGACAAUCAUGAAUGCUACUAAAACAAAUUAAGUACCAUAUAUAGUUAACAUUAGUAGAUGAUCGCCUGCUCCCCGCUUACUGUCUCCCCCAUUGUUGCUACAAUCCUUCUGGGACUUUGUUUUAAGUAACUGAGGGCCCCGAACUCAAUCGCAAUGGUGAGGAGAAUGUGGCACCCGGUACACUGCUGCGCACUUCCUAUGAUAAUGGACCUUUGGCAACUCACGUAGCACUAUUGUCUAUUAACCGCUAAUGAUAAUCACUGCUUUUGAUCUUCGGUAGAUGGCUGGACCGUCAGCUGAUCAAACUCUGUCACAAAUUUGGCGAAUACCAAAAGGAUGAUGCUGCCUCCUUCCGUCUUCCAGAUGAAUUCGCAUUUUACCCUCAAUUUAUGUUCCACCUGCGACGUUCUCCGUUCAUACAGGUCUUCAACAAUAGUCCAGAUGAGACUGCCUACUACAGGUUAGUAGUCUCCUGUUCUACUACUUAAGCUCCACUUACACGUCCGUGCCCAGCGUUUUUAUGCGCACUUCAAAAAGAGUGACUACUUAGUUUGUAUUUUUGACUUGCGCUUCCGUUAUCUACAAACCCAACUAAUUUUCUCGUCAACACUUGGAAACAAAUUAAUUUCUUAUAUUUGAAUAAGUCCCCCCCCCACUCUCCUGACCCUAACCGUAACCAUAAUCCUCUCGCGUCUGCUGAGCUGGGUGCCUAGUCAUCCGACCAAUGUAACUUGUUCCACAGGAGGCGAAGAGGAGUGCUUCUUGUCUAGUACCUGUACAGGUAGUAUGGAACCCCUCUACCCGGAAGUACAGUAGGUAGCCUAAUUCAUGAAAUGUCAACCGAAAUUCCGAAGUGCGUUUUCGUUUCGAAAAGAUUAAUUGAGUAGGGUUGUAAAUCCAAUCAUUCAGAAGCAUAAUUCUAUCACAAUUCGGCUACCUCAGGAUACCGGCAUUCAAAAAACUUCUUUUAGGCUGCAUGCAGGAACUACACUCUGCAAAAAAUGACUAUUUAAGUGGCAUGCAUUUUUCUCAUUGAUUUUCGAUGCUUUUAAUAAGUCAAUUAUUCUUCAUGGAAAACAUGCAUAAAAAUGUUCAUUCUUCUACUCAUUCGGUAGGAAAUUACGUCUUCCAAUUUUAUGCUCGGAGAAAGGGUUUAUUUCGGUUUUAAAAAACUUUUCCAAUUCCGGAAUAAUUUUGAACUCGACCUGCCGUUACAAUUGCAUUCAGGGUCUCCAAACUACAAGCCAUAUAUUUUCCGCGUACGGAAAACCGUAAAUUUCUCUACGGCAUUCAGAGGAGAUCAUACGGGGUUCAUAAAAUUUAGCAGUGGAUUUGAGCCUUAUUGUUAACUUUGCAAGCAAGACUAGUAACUGCUAAGACAUGACGUUUUAUGAACGGCCAUUUCACGAUAUUAAAAAAUCUCACAGUUAGAAAACUCUUUAAAACCAAAUUAUACCCUUCCUUCGAGUACAAAAUUGAAAGAAGACGUAAUUUCCUACUGAAUGAGUGGAAGAAUGAACAUUUUGAUGCAUUUUUUCCAUGAAACAUUAUUGAAUUUUUAAAGACAUCGAAAACCAGCGAGAAGAACGCCUGCUACUUAAGUAGUCAUUUUUUACAGAGCACAAUUUUUGCAUGCAACCGGCAAGAAGUUCGUUCGAACGCCGGCAUCCUGAGGUAACUUAAUUAUUAUAGAAUUAUGCUGCACGAUAAUUAGUUUUACAACCCUAUUUAAUUAAUCUUUUCGAAACGAGAACACAUUGAGGUCACUGUCUCUCCGAAACGGCCGCCAGUGUAUUCGUCUUUGGCGCACCGUCUCGCAUAGGUGUUCAUGGGAGUCGUUUCGGUUGAGCAUUUAGCCCAAGGCCGCCUGCAAUACGCAGGGAAGGGGCUACUUAUUCGAAAACAAUUCGAUUUUUUGGCAAUUGUAUGAUGCUUAUUUGGUCGUGGCAUACUGAUCCCACUGCCAAAGCGUUCGAAUUAUCCCCAACACAGUCGACAAUUUGAUAUCGCUUAGCGUGCCUCCCCGUACGGUCAUGAAUCGAAUUACGUUGCCGCUUUCAGUGGUAAUCACGUAAUCAGUAGAGGGAGAGAGAGACCCUUGAAGCCCGUAAACACGCCUGUCAUGUUUCGAAAAGCACAGGAAUUCGUGGAUUUUGUAAACCAAAGCUACUAUAUAUUUUCAAGCUCAGUCUGAAAGAGACGUACUUUCCCCCACAGGGAUUACAGGGAACUGGAAUUUUCGCCGUUCUUUUUAAGAAAGUACAUCAAAGAGGGGAAAAAGUAAGGUACUUCGAGCAUCCGGAAAAUGGGUUUUUCUGACGUUUUGAAGUCACUCUGGAGUGCGUGAUCAUACAGUGCAAACUCCAAUGUCCCAGUCCAGUCAUUGUCUCGGCCGGCGUCUGCGCGUGGCCAUUUUCGUGGACUUUUCUAAAAGCCUCUCCCAGCGACGGGGAAGUUCUCUGCACGGGCGACCUUGCAGGUGACCACUGUCGCCGCAAACGACGAGUUUGACCGCUGUCUCACCUGAUAGACUGCCUGUGUUGUGUACCGGUAGCGGCCGGUAAACUUUGAGUGCUCGUUGUAGUUAUGGUGUCUGAGAAAACUGACCCUGUGCCCCACCAAAAGGCUUCCUCCCCCAAAAAAUUAGAUGACAUCCGUGAAUACUACUCAAACGAAUUAAGUACCAUACGUAGUUAACAUUAUUAGAGGAUCCCCAGCUCCUCGCUACUGCCUCCCCCCAUAUGUGCUACAAUCCUUUCGAUGCAUCCAAUCCACUCUGUUUCCCCACACACCUCGCCGUCUUCCAGUGACAGAUAUUGGCGUGGACACGGUGACUGACGGAGCUAAAUAGCCCUUCUACGAGUGCAACAAGCAGCCUGGCUUUUAAUCAAAGUUCUGAAGUGUUUUUUUUACGGUUACAAGCGAUUAACUUAGGUUCGCAGCAUAAUCUCAAGACACCUCAGUCGCAUUAGAUUGUCGGCUUUUUAGUGAGCCUUCCGGCUGCCUGCAAAAAGCGCGCCCUGUGAAACGUGACUACUUAAGUUGUAUGCACCCAUCCCAUCGAUUUUGCAUGCCAUUAUAAAUUCAAAUAUGCUUUUUUGGGAAACACACACAUGCUACUUAGGCAGUCAUUUUUUACGGAAUAUAGCGAUUUGGGAGAAACUCAUCCGAAAGCCAGCAUCCUGACGUGACCGGGAUAUUUUAACAUCAUGCGGUACGACAAUUAGUAUUACAACCCCACUAAAGUAAUCUUAAGGAAUUGAAAACACAUUUCGGAAUUUCAGUCAACAUUUUAUGUGAUAGCAUAUCUACUGUAUGUGACGGUUUUAAUGAAUUUUAACGAUUCCUGUUCUAUUGUAGACCCAAUAUGUAGUUACACUUGAAUUUAACGCUCCCAUCAUACAUGGUAAAUACUUUUCACUUAAGCAACAUCAUUCGUCCAUUUUUAACCAUCCCGCGAUAGUUCUACCGUCGAUUCCGACGAUGUCCACCGCGUGGCCCACAGCGAAGCGACAGCAGAGACGGUGACUUGUGCGUGAAUUAGUUUAUGGUGAUAGUAGACUUGCACAGCAUCUACCGCACUCCCUCCUCCUUCUCCACCUGCACCGGUGUCAAGACAGAGUCAAGAAGACCGGAGGCGGGGGAGGGCGCAGGUGGAUGCACGGUCGAGUCCGCACCUUGGCGUUCCACUCCACACCCUCUGGUCCACACAACAAAUAACCAGGUUUUCGAUCAACAACAACAACAAUGGGGAGGAUGACAGGGGUUCCAGUGUGCGCGACGACUGCCGACAACCGGGUCCGCUACCGCAUCCUGAAAUGUUGGUGCGCAAUCCGAUACCGCCUGCCAGAAUCCAAUAUGGCUCCUGUGUUGGUCCAGCGCAUCUACCACGUGGUCCGCUUGGGGGGCACAACCAUCACGCAUUACGUUGCAGACGCGCAGAUACGAUACUGCUUAAAUGACUUCUUCGCGGUCCCAAAUAAUCCCCCUAUUACAGAACUUCUCCAGAGGGAAUGUGAUCGAUAAUAUGCCCGCGCCCUCUUUCUAAAGGGCAUAAUUGACUUUAAGUAGUCCUUUCCAACAUAAAUUGUACCUUUUCCAUUGGGGUGUUCGGAAAGUAAUUGCCUUUUUUGCUGCUAUGAAAUAUGAGUCGGUUAUCUGUUGUAUGCCAAGCCCCGCUCCGAAUGGCGAUCCACUCUGAAUGACGACUUUCUGAAUGAAACUACUGAGUUAGAUCCACGUCAAAGGAGCAAACAUUUGUCGUCUUGUUCACCCAUCCACGAACAUGUCAAUCGAAUUGCGAAAGAACUAUGCAAAGAGGGGGGGAUUAGGGAUGAUCUUCCACCUGAGAGCCUACCAUCCGUUGCAGCAGUCUUCUAACCUGUCAUUUCUUCGUCCCAUUGUUGCAUGUGAUGAGAGAGGGGUUGUGCGUUACAAAAGAAAACGAAAAAUACAAUACGAAGCCAGUGGUAACUCCCAAGCCAGAACCCCUCGGAAGUCCUUGCUCUGCGUUUGGCGGAAUGUGAAAGGAGCCUCUGGGACGUGGAAGGACCAUCAGUACAGAUGUUUACCACAAACAAUUGAAUCUUGUACUAGAAAAUUACGCCUGAACUGCCGUGCAAGGCCACACGCUGGAAAACAAGCCUAAAAAGAUAAGACCGUUAUGGUGGGAGGUUCCUCCACCUCCAUACUCAUCUGUUCCGAUCACUAGAACACUUUAUAGGAGGUAAAACAUUCAGAACCAGAGGAAGUUGAAAACAGUCUUUCAGACUUCCUUUUCUGAAAACGAGGCAUAUUUCUUGAACGUUGCGUUAAACAGUUGUCUUCCCGUCGGUCUGCUGUCAUUUAAAACGACGGCAAUCGCAUUUUUGCUUAAAACUACUGUUUUUACAACCUUCUGCUAAAACUGAAUCACUUUCCGAAUACCUUACUAGUUUCAGCCACUGACGCCAUCUGCACGAGUUGAGUUUUCAUUGUUGACAGAGGGAGUUGUCAGUUAGUGUUCAGCUUGACGAAAAUGAAAUGCUCACCGGAUCGAGGGACUUGUUUGGCUGAUGUUUCGAAGAGCAGGGGCGGCUCUCCAUUAUCAAAGCGUAUAGUGCAAAAAUCGAUCAGGAUUUUGAAUAAACAGCUGGAUAAGUUGGCCUUGGGCUGAUCGAUUUUUUCCUCUUUCGCUGCUUUGGCCUACUGGCCGUCACGACCGUUACAACCCACCAGGGUAGGCAUUGUCCAUCGACCCCAGGCAAAAAUUCGUCGCCGUUUGAUGCAACUCAAAGACAUACUGCCACCCACUAAGACCUCAGCGGUUGUCUAUCAAAUACGUUGUAACGAUGGAGACUGCAACUACGUGGGUGAAAUCGGACGGAAAUUGGAGAUCCGCCUACAUGAGCACAAACUGGAAACUCGGGGCUAGACCCAACCUCACAGCUCGCGGCUCACAUCGGGGAAACUGGUCACAGUUUUGAUUUUCAAGGAGCAACCGUCUUAGGCAGAGGCUCCUCAAGGACAGAACGUCUCACACUUGAGGCCUGGUACUCAGAUGCCAACUCCAUCAACAGGCAUCUAGACAUUCCUUCGGCCUAUAAAGUCCUACGUCACUACGUACGCCGUGACGAAGACAAGACGGGCAUACGGAGCCUAAGAAUACCGAGCAAACACGGCCUGUCGACCAAUUUACCCAAAAGGGGACGCAAACGCAACUAACUCCAAUUGAGGUGACGACACACAAUACAGGAGGCCACCAAAACUCACGGGCGACGGCCGGUUGGCCAAGGCAGCGAAAGAAGAAAAAAAUCGAUCAGCCCAAGGCCAACUAAUCCGGCUGUCUAUUCAAAAAUUCUGAUCGAUUUUUUCACUUGACGCUUUGGCCAUGGAGAGCCGCCCCAACUCUUCGAAACGUCAGUCUAACAAGUCCCUCGAUCCGGUGAGCACUUCAUUUUCCUCAGAUUAUCGACCCGGAUCUCUUACUUUUGCUAACCUGAGUGUUUAGCUUGUCGUGAGAUGCAUGAACUUAUCUACUUCACUCCCAUACACAGGGAUAUCCUUCGCCGUUUCAGGAUGUUAGGCGAGGAGUCUUCACUAAUGCAGUAUGCAGCAUUGCGCCCGACCAUUAGCUUCGGCAGAGAUUUAGUGCUGUUUUCCUAGUUUGCGCGUAACACUUUGCGCCUACCUCGCACUCACACCACCCUCUUGUUUCCCUGUGCGUUCUAUGCAGACACGUUUUGAAUACUGAGGACUGUUCCAACUCACUCCUGAUGAUUCAGCCCUCUCUGAUCGCCUUCCGUCUGGAUGGGACGGACGAAGCUGUGCUUCUGGACAGCUCCAGCAUCCAGCCGGACACUGUUCUCCUCAUGGACAGCUUCUUCCACGUCCUCAUCUACCAGGGAGAGAACAUUGUCAAGUGGCGAAAAGCCGGUUAUCUGGUAAGUCUGCGCUCCUUAUAUAGUAUAGGGAUGACCCUAUUGAAAACGGUGCAUGCAAUAUAAAUGUUAAAUGCAUAUCUUACUACACUUUUGCCAGUAACAUAUUUGUUUACGGAAAGCGUUUUUGUGGUGCGGAACUGCGAAGGGGACGUGUACGUAUGAAAUUUUAAUUGCAAUUUUACAAUCAGCACAAAGCGCAGUCACUUGUAUAGUUUGCUGGGGAAGAUUUCAUUAAACGUGCAGAUAUGUGUUACAUAGGAGUAAAAUCAGGAAAUAAAAAUUUUAUGGCUGGCCGCAGAGAGUCCUGCAGUGAGAGUCGUCGUUUAUCAAAGAUCAAACGAUCCAGCUGCCUUUUGAACACAACCGCUGUAUCAGAUGUCACUGUUUCACUUGGCAGUGAGUUCCACGGUCGAAUAACACGUUGACUGAAUGAAAACUUCCGAUGGUCUAGGCGUUUACGCUCGUCAUCGUGAAGUCAAAAGUAUUCAGGUUUGAGCGAACAUUCAUUCCUGUUUCGCCACUCCCUCGGAAUCUAAAUAAGACUCACGAAAAAUUCCAGUUACAUUAGAAGUCUGUCGUUAGCGAGCGUGCGUUUCCGAUUAAUCCGCGUCAGGCCUAUUGCAUUGAUGUGGUCUCAUAAAUGACUGUAACUAGGCAUGAGUAGAGUGGUUCUAUAAUUGUUAAACUCUCCACGUUAGAGGCGCACAUCACGUUUUCUUACCAUCUCCUUCAUCUCGUCUUUCAGUUUAUUUGGCGAGGAUAAUGGGCGAUGGCUCUGAAAACCCCGCUGAUUACAUUCCGCUUGCAUUAUAUGCAUCCGUACACGCGUCCACAAAUUGCUACUAUUAAAAUAGUAUUCACAAAACGUAAGUAGCAUUGUUUUUUUAGAAAAAAACUACUGUCUGCAUUCGACGCGCUAUGUUGUUCGGAUUUAGAUUGUCGAGAGGAAGCAAGCGACGCAUACAAUAAUCCGGCCGUCUCUUAAAGAGCUGGAAGGAAGUCGCCUCCGCGACUGAUUGACGGCGGUCAUUCCCUUGUUCUAAUACCUCUUGUGUUAAGACUUCGGAGCGAAGGUUCAGCUUGGACAUUUUCGUGCGGAACUUCAUUGGUUGUCUACGAUGAUGAGGCGAGAGGUACCACUGAAACAUAUGUUUGAGGGCAUAUGUCCUCAAGGCGUGGCCCUCGCUCGAAGCCAUUUAUUGUCUUUUAAAUUAAGAUAAUAUCACCCCUUUGUUACUUGUAAUACCAAGGGAGUAGAUUGAGACAUUUAAGUUUUUCUAUAUGAGGAUUGUAUUUUAGACCCCUCACUAGCCUUGUUGCACGACCUUGAACUUCCUUGAGACAUAUUUUGCCCUUUGUGAGCCAUGGUCGCCAGGCCUGUGCGCCAUAUCCUAGGUGAGAUCGAAAGAAGGCGCUAUAGACUUGACUAAAGAAACAUUUUUCGAGAGCUGCAAAUGUCCUUUUGAUAGCGUGCAAUACGCCCCAUGUCGUUGCUUGCAACCUUCAGGUUUACUUGCUUUAACUCGACUACAAAUCUCUGUCGACGCGGGACGCACUUUUUUGUACGAUCGCCUUACUAUUGCUGCAGUUCCUAUGUUAGUGGGUUAUUUUGCGUCAAAAAUGAUCAUUUUGUCAUAUUCACUGCUGAUCACCCUUUGUGCUCUCGUCCUGCGGGUACACACGUCUCGCAGCCCCCUAAAGGCCUUUCAGAUUCAGUUUUAUUGCGGGAAAUGUAGGUCUUCACCUUUGAACUCCUUAUUUGUUUACAAGCAACUGCAAAAUCUCAAAAACUCGAAAAGAUAUCAUAAAGCUAACAAAUAAUCGGAAAAGCGGCAGAUCUGUACAGACAAACAGACUGUCUCGAAUGUUAGUGUUACGGGCAGUAGUACAGCGGUCGUUUCGAGUGCAGGGAAGUAAAUAAUAUACCCGGUGACAAAAGUAGCAUAGGUGCAUGCCAGUGACGUAGGUGAUUGGUUGGAGGCAAUAAGACAUUUAAUUUAAAAUGUUACUGAAGUAUAUCAAGUAGUAUUAUAAUAGCGGAAUUUGCCAAGGUUACAGAGGUCGGGUGGUAAUUUAGUGGGCAUUGCUACAAAAAUCCAGCUUCCUCUCAAAGACCUCAAAGGCCUUAAGCUGUACCCUUUACAUGCGCGUGUGUGUGUUUCUCCGAUCUGUCAGGAAAUGCCGGAGUAUGCGUACCUACGCGACGUAAUCGAACGACCCCGCGCUGAGGCUCAGGAGUUACUGCGAACUCGUUUCCCGCUCUCACGCUACAUUGAUACCGAGCAUGACGGCAGCCAGGCGCGUUUCCUCCUCUCCAAGGUCAACCCCUCUACCACACACAACAUGUUCGGCUUUGGUCAGGUAUGUGUGUGUUUGUAUGGGCUCCUGAUUGGCCAGUGCAGUGCUGUCUAUUUAGCCUGCCUGCGCACAACUGCCGCCUGUGAGAGGUAAUUUGGGCUUUUCUCCCCUCCUUUUAGGAUGCGGGCAGUGCGGUUUUGACAGACGACGUCUCACUGCAGGGCUUUAUGGAUCAUCUGAAGAAACUUGCCGUCUCCUCCUCGACCUGA